This is a messenger RNA of Oncorhynchus keta (chum salmon), 7354 nucleotides long. RefSeq names its product A-kinase anchor protein 12-like. Gene Ontology annotation, molecular function: protein kinase A binding; calmodulin binding. NCBI's taxonomy places the organism in Eukaryota, Metazoa, Chordata, Actinopteri, Salmoniformes, Salmonidae. Bases 276 to 5204 code for a protein of 1642 amino acids. The transcript has 4 exons. Gene Ontology annotation, cellular component: cytoplasm. Gene Ontology annotation, biological process: regulation of protein kinase C signaling; signal transduction. The record is from RefSeq and is a predicted model, not a curated record.
UGCUACCAAAUUAAGUUAUUAUGCAACGCUUGCUAUUGCACACUGGCCUUGGCCAUGUUGUAGGGAGGGGAGGAGCGGGGUCCUAAAAGAGUUCGCUGCCUCUCACGUUUCAUCACUUGAGCGCUCGACUACCCGGUCUCGGUCCUAGGACGCAUUUUAGGUGCGUGGAUGCAUACUUGCUAUCACUGACUACCUUUUUUUAUUGCUUUUAUCGCAUUUGCUGUGGUUUCCGGACGAGCAGGAGCCAAAAAGGUGAAAUAAGUGCGGUUUUCGCGAUGGGAGCACAGACCUCAUCGCAUCGGGACGGGAAGAGCCAAGAGGAUGCUUCAGCCAAGAAUCUGAGAUCAGCGGUGAACGCGAUUUUGGAGGUAGAUAGCGUCGUCGAAACCAAGUUCCAGCAGAAGAAUGGACAGAUCUCCAUCACCAGUCUGAAUGGGAAGGCAGAUGAACAGACAGAGCUCAAUGACCACUCAGAGGACAACACCCUAGCAGAGGAAGUUGAUGGCGUGUCCGUGUCUCGGAAGGAGGAGGUUCUUGAGACGAUGGACUCCCUCCAGGCUGUGGUGGCCUCUCAGGUGAACAGAGAGGAGGAGGAGAACGAGUCUUCUGAUGCCAACAACAUCACCAAGCCUGAAGAGAAGGUUGUUGAGGAGAAACCGGGCGAGGCCAAUGAGGUGGGCUUCAAGAAGAUCUUCAAUUUCAUCGGCUUCAAGUUCACUCUGAAGAAGGACAAGAAUGAGAAGACUGACCCGGUGCAGAUGCUGAAGUUGAUGGACAAGGAAGUGGAAGGAGGGACAAAGGGGUCUGAGGAAACUAAGGAGGAAGCCGCCACUGCAGAGGAGGGGAAGGCAGCGGAGCCAGAGACCGCCACUGUUGAGGCUGACUUCUCUGAAACCACAACUGAGGCUGCAACUCCAAUGGAUUCCCCAUCUCAGACUGUGGAUGGAGAGGCUGCAGAAAAAGUGCCCUCGGACCCAGCUGCAGCUGCAACUACCCCACAUGGCCAGGAGGCCCCCCUAUCCCCCUUCAGAAGGUUCUUUACACAGGGAAUCUUCUCCAAUCAGCGCAAGAAGGCAAGUAUCAAAAGUGCCAAAGAGAAGGAACCAAAAGAGAAAGCUGCUGAGGAGAUGAUAAAGGAGGGAGAGGAGAAAGCAGAGGCUGGGGUGGAGGAGGAGCGAGAGAAAGCAAAGGAAGGGGUGAAGGAGGUGGAGCCAGUGACAACACCAGAAACUAAGACACCUGAAGUAUCUGCGGAAGAGAUCAAAGAGGAGAUCCAAGCCGAAUUUGCCAUGGAAACCUCAGAAGCUGCUGUUACUGAUGAUGCCAAACAAGCGGAGGAGAAUGUUGAAGAAGCUGUGGAAUCAGACAAGGCCCCAGUUGAGGUCACCACCGAGGCUGAGCUUUUCUCAUCCCAGAAGAAGGUCAAGGCCCAGGGUAGCCCACUGAAAAAGCUGUUUACAGGGGCUGGCCUGAAGAAGCACUCUACCAAGAAACAGAAGAAAGACAAGAAAGAUACGGAGACCAAGCUGACUGAGUCUGGGGAACAGGCGGCUGAACAGCUCCAGUCCUCUACAGAGUCGGCAGAGGUCCAGAAACCUGACAGUGGGGCAUCAUCUCCAGAGGAGUCUGGUGAGCAUGCCAUCGGGGUGAAAGCCACCCAAGCUGAGGCCAGCCAAGAGGCUGAUGAGGAGGUAACAUGCUCAGACGAAGGGAAGAAGAAAGAAGGUAUAAUGCCCUGGUCCUCCUUCAAGAAGCUGGUGACACCCAAGAAACGAGUCAAGAGGCCCUCUGAGAGCGAGGACGAGGCAACUGUUGAGAAGGCCAUGUCGGCCACCCUGUUCUCCACUGACAGUGGCGUGUUUGUGGAGAAAAAGAAAGAGGAGCCGGAACUCCCUGAAGAGGAGCCAAAAGCCGAAACCACAGAGGACCUGGAAGGCACCACAGAGGACCCCAAAAAGAUGAAGAUGGACACCUCACUCUCCUGGGAGGCCCUGAUGUGUAUGGGCGGAAACAAGAAGAGGACCAGGAAGACCUCUGACUCUGAAGAUGAGGAGACCAAAAUCGAAGAGGAGGCACCAUCAACUGGGGAAGAGCAGGUUAAGACAGCAGUCUCUCCUUUUGGCAGCUCUGGAGAGGCAGAUCAGGAAAACACAGUGUCAUCCCCCGAACCAUCCACUAGCCCCGCCGCAGGAGACUCCACAUGGGAUACUCUCAAGCGUCUUGUCACCCAUAGAAAGAAGCCCAAAAAUGAGGAGAGGACAGAUGAAUCUGGUGGCGAACAGGUAAUCUCAGACAGUGAAAUUCCCAAAGAAGAUUCCUCCUUCUCUCUGAGGAAACUCAUUCCCGGACGCAGAAAGAAGAAGCUGCUUUCCUCCAAUCUGGGGUCUGGUGAGGAAGAUUCCGACACACCAGCCGUGGUCCCUCUCUCAGAGUACGACAAUGAGCACGCCGAGAGUAAAGAAGAGGCUGAAGCCGAAAUGACAGUAGAGACAAAGGACUCUGAGGAAGCAGCACCAAUCACUCAGGUCCAAUUGUCCAUUGAAGAGAGAUCCCCCUCUUGGAUCUCAGCCAGGGCUGUCAUGGAAAACCUCCAGGAGAUCCCACAUGAUCAUCUGAGUGACAUCCCAGAAGAGGGUGCCGCCACCCCCAAAUCUGCUGACACCACCAUCGCAGAGGACAUUGCAGAACAGACCUUAGAGGCAGUCCCAUGCCAAGAGCAGGAACCUGAGUUGUCUGUUGCCGAGGUGACUGCAAAUUCUGAUGCCAAGAACAUUUUAGAGCAGAUCCCAGAAACAGUCACUUGCCAGGAGCCUGAGCUGUCUGUUUUUGAGGUAACUGAAGAGAUGAUCCCAGCCACGUAUGGCGAAAGCACCCCUCUGCCCAAUGAGCCUGAGACAGAGUCUUUGGAGGUCCCGCAGGAGGCUGUGGAGCUGCUCAGUGAUCUUCCAAGCCUGACUUCUAUGGAAAUCAUAGAGAUCCAACUGGAGGAGGCUGCUUCCAUCCCAGAACCCACACCGCCGAUCAAGUUCACCGAAACCAAAUCAAAGGUUGUCUUGAUGGUGCAUGAAGAAAUUGAGGGUUCUGCCAUCUGCACUGACCUGGGCACCAAGGAGAUCACCAAGGUGGCUGUGGAGAAGCUUGUAAUUCCCAACAUGGAAUGUCUACCUGAGAUCAGCAAUGGUCUGUCCGCUGAGAUGCCGGUGGAAGAUAAGGCUGAUCCAACUGAGGUGGCUGACGCUAAUGAAGACCCAAUAUUCAAGGCUCAAGUGGAGCAGGUCAAAAGCAUAUUCCUGGAGCCGCCCCUAGAGGAAACUAUUGAAGACAUCCCAGAUCCUGAUAUAUCCACUGAGGGUAAAGAGCAUGAAGAUGAAAAGGUCGCCACGAUCAAUAAUAUCAAGAUGGAGGUUGAAAUUGUUGAGGCCCCUGCGGUGAAUGAGAAUAUCGUGGACCCCAUUGUACCAACUGUUGAAGACUCCAUUGCUGCUAACAUUGUGGAUGGCUCUGAGGCACCUGUCAUUGAGGUCAAAAGUAAAGAAGAGAUGGCCGCUGUCGAAGAGAUUGCUGCUGUAGAGGAGGUGAAUGAGCCUGCUGCCCAAGAAAUGGUCACUUCACUAACUGAUGCCAACCAGCCCACAGUCACUGAAGUGUGCGAGGCAGCCAGUGUUGCCCCUGCUUUAGAGUUUGCCAUUGUAAAGAAGACCACGUACCUCGUCUGCCCACUGUCCGAGUCCUUGGAAACCCAGCAAGUGGAGGUUACAGAGGCUGUGGCAGUGGAAAAGCUCUCAGUGGCAGUUGCAGAGCCCACUGGCGAUGACCAAAUUCAAGUGCAGGUGACUGAGGUUGGCAUUACAGAGGCUGAAGAGACAAAGGAGUCAGAGGCCAUGGAGGAGACGGGCUUGGUCAUCACUCAGGUGGUUAUCCAGAGUGCUGUGAAGAAAGUGUCUGAAGCAGAGUUUGAACCCAAAGCGCCUGCCUCUGCCACUGCUACCAUCACAACUGAAGAUGCACUACCAGUCCAGGCGGUAGCAACGAUAGAGAAAGAGAUUGAACUAGUAGCAGAGGAGAAACCUGUCAUUGCUGAAACACCUGUAGUCCAAGUUGAGGAACCAGCACCAGAAACCCCAGCAGAGGUGUCUACUACUCCAGAGGCACCAGCCGAGGCUGAAAAACCACCAAAGGAAGUCCACGAGGCUGUCCAGGUCAUUGAGACCAUUCCAGUCACAAUUGAAAUCACAAAGAGUAUCAUGGAAGAGUUUACCAAGGAGGUGGAGUAUGUUCUCAAAGAGGAAGUAGAGGAAAUUAAACAUGAAGUGGAAUUAAAGCAAGCAAUGGAGGUCAAUGUAAGUGUGGAGAAAGUUGUUGAAGUUGUAACAGAGGUGGAACAGACAGAGAGUGAGACAGAUGGAAAGGCAGAGGAGGAGAUCAAAGAGGUAGAGGGCAACAUUGAGGCAUUAGAGGUUCAGGAAGUUCCACAAUCUGAGGUAGAGGAAGUAGUUAAGGAAUUCCAACUUGAGGUUCAACAAGCUGAGGUAAUAACAGUGGUUCAGGAAGUGUUAGCAGAUGUUCCCACUCCAGAGACAGCUGAAGAGAAGUCAGAAGCAACAAUUGUGACAGAAGAGACCCCAGUCCCAGAUGCCCCCACAGAUACUGCUGAAGUCCCAGCCCAGCCAGAGGGGACAACUGCAGAGGUCGUAGUCCCACAUACCACACAGGUGGUCAUACAGGCAACAGAGAUCAUUGAAGAGGCAGAGGAGGAAAUCAUGGUGGAGGUGGUAGAAAAAGAUGCCAUUGUAAGCUCACCAGAGACAAAGGAAGCUCCGGCCAAAGAAGACACAACAGACCCUGAACAAAUGCCAGACAUCCCCACCCCUGAACCCACCCCAGAUACCCCCGCCCCUGCUCCAACUGUUGCCGAUGUUGUCGAAACAAACAUGAAAUACGACAGUGCCGCAGUUCUGGGACAGGUAUCGGAUGGCCCCCAGACAGCACUGGAAGAGCAUCAAAUGUAUGUUUCAAUAGAGGCUGUGGCUACCAUCCAAGAUGCCCCCGUUAACAGCAUGGAAGAGGAGGUUGCUGUUGCCAUGGCUGUGACAGUUGCCAGCCCAGUGGAGGCAGCGGCAGAGAAGGCGACGUCGGUGAAGUGUGCGGAGGUGAUGGUGCAGGUGAUUGAGGAGGUGGUGAAGGAGAUCAAACCUGUCUCCUAAGAGCUUAAGGCAGCAUUGUGAGCAGCUGUAGAUGCAAGAUGGUUGACUGGAAGACCGACUGUCCUGACCAGGAAGGGAGUGAUAGUGAAAAAGGGAGCGAAUGCUCUAUGGAGAAACACACUGAGACUCAGCUCCAACAAACCCUGCCAAGAGUGACAACUUCACCCCUCUCCUUCCCCCCUGCCCCCUUCACCCCCUGUCCUGCAGCACUAGCCCCUUCACACAGAGGUGACCCCUCCCCACCCCUGGGGUGAAGCAUCAAUCCCCCUAAACACACACUAAGCCACUGUCCUAGUCCCACACAUCUGAAGCUUCCCACCUGGCUGAUUAUCAAUGUGAUGUACGCUUCCUGUCUUGAUGAGCUUCCAUCGCCCUUGCUGCAACUCGGGAGUAUGCUGUCCCAUGAAGAGUGGUGUGUGUGUGUGUGUGUGUGUGUGUGUGUGUGUGUGUGUGUGUGUGUGUGUGUGUGUGUGUGUGUGUGUGUGUGUGUGUGUGUGUGUGUGUAUAAAGUGAGUUCGAGGAUUAUUAUCUUGUUUAUUGUAUUUAUAUUUUGUGAGUAUUUUCUCAUUCUCCCCAUCCUUUAUCUUUGCUAUUUCUGAUUGUAUAGAAUAUGUUCCCUAUUUUCUCAUAUAUAUGUAAAACAAAGUCUACCUUAACAAUGGUACAGAUGUGAUUUCAAUGGCAGGGUCCGGUAUCAUUGACUACAGAGGAUGACUUAAUGUGAAUAGACAGGGCGUGAGGUGAAAGCCUAUAGAAGUGCAACAAUCUUAAACUUUAACCUUUGACAUUGUACUUACCUUCAGCUUUCAGCCUGACAAUAUAUUGUCUGCUCCUACUGUAGAUAAAACAUACUUCACUGUCUGACUGACUGUGAAAAAAGUAUUGUUACUUUCUGAAAUAUAUGGUGUGUAGAAAUACAAUAAAACACUAUAAUACACUGUAAUGCAAAUUUUGCUGAGAUAACAAGGCCUAGGAGGAUGUAAAGGCCAUGUACUCUCAUGCAAUGCCAUGCCAAUUGGCCACAAAGUGGCGCUAUAACAAGCGAUUGAAAAGGGAAACUCCCCUCACCCCAUGUGACCUAAAGUCCUGAAAUUCAGUACAUAGGUCCCUCCCCUCACAAGGAACAAAUUUGCCUCAAGAACACAUAAUGGGUUCCAUGAUGAAUUAUUCCCUAUUUUUAAUUUUGUGGAAAAACACUCGAUACUCCUCUGGCACUGAAUGAUCGAUCUCCACAGAACUUGGUACAUGGCAUCUACAAACAAAUUUAGGAAAAAACAAAGGCUAACAUUUCUUCCAUGAAGGGUAUCUAUAUUAUUAUGAAGGUAAGUUAAUGUUUUCGUUAUGAAGAUUGCAUUUACACUGAUUUGUCUAUCUAAAUAACUAGGGUUUUGAAAUGUCAUCCUAAGGCUUGCUUGAUACAGUAUACAGUACAAGUACGCCAAUAGUUUUUGCAAUAAUGUGUUUUAAGAACAAGUACUAAUGCAUGCGCUGUGUAACGUUGAUAUAGUCCAUCGGAAAGGUUAUUUCUCAACAGGUUACAUCUGACACAAACAUUUCUAAACUAUCUUGAGUGGCGUAGCGGUCUAAGGCACUGCAUCUCAGUGCUAGAGGCAUCACCACAGACCCCUUGGUUUGAAUCCAGGCUGUUUCACAACUGGCCGUGAUUCUGAGUCCCAUAGGGCGGCGCACAAUUGGCCCAGCGUCAUCCAGGUUUGGCCGGUGUAGGCCAUCAUUGUAAAUUAGAUUUGUUCUUAACUGCUUUGCCUAGUUAAAGGUUAGUAAAAUAACAACAGUUAUCUUAUAAAUGAGCAAAGUAGGCAAUAAAUGAGCAAAGUAGGCAAUGCAUCUGAAGUUAUGUUAAACUACAUUUUUAGCUAUUUCAAGAAUGUUUAUAUGAGGCGAAGUAGUGUGAAAUUCUGUCAUAAGCAAAAUAUAAAUCGGUGUUUUUUUUCCUGGUGCCACACCAGUAAUGCUUUCUUGACCUUAAGUAAACAAUGUAGUAAAUUAGGCCAAAUUUUACCAGAACGAAUAUCGACAAAGGGUCUUGGAGUAUGUGUUCAUGUAGGAUAACUUUUGAGAAUGAAUGGUGAUAUACCACACAUUUUCUUUGUUUGAUGGCAAUGUCAAUAAAUAACAUAGUUAGGUGGCGA